Messenger RNA from Phialemonium atrogriseum, 690 nucleotides. RefSeq lists its product as uncharacterized. Gene Ontology annotation, biological process: L-histidine biosynthetic process. Bases 1 to 690 code for a protein of 229 amino acids. The record is from RefSeq and is a predicted model, not a curated record. The transcript has 2 exons. Gene Ontology annotation, molecular function: imidazoleglycerol-phosphate dehydratase activity. NCBI's taxonomy places the organism in Eukaryota, Fungi, Ascomycota, Sordariomycetes, Cephalothecales, Cephalothecaceae.
AUGACAUCCGCUCAACCUGCCAAACGGUGGGCCGCCCUCGCGCGGGACACCAACGAGACCAAGAUCCAGCUCGCCAUCAACCUCGACGGGGGCGACUUCCCGCCAGAUACAGACUCGAAGCUUUUGGCACAGGAAGCGAACAGCCAUGCUAGCCAGUCUAGCAAGUCGCAGACCAUCAACAUCAGCACGGGCAUUGGCUUCCUCGACCACAUGCUCCAUGCGCUGGCCAAGCACGCAGGCUGGAGCUUAAUCCUUGCAUGCAAGGGCGAUCUACACAUCGACGACCACCACACCGCCGAAGACGUGUGCCUCUCCCUCGGCUACGCCUUCGCCAAGGCCCUCGGCAGCGCCUCGGGCCUAGCCCGGUUCGGGCACGCGUACGCGCCCCUGGACGAGGCGCUCAGCCGGGCGGUGGUGGACCUGUCGAACCGGCCGUUCGCCGUGGUCGAGCUGGGCCUCCGGCGCGAGCGCAUCGGCGACCUCAGCACCGAGAUGAUCCCGCACUGCAUGCAGAGCUUCGCCCAGGCCGCCCGCGUCACCCUGCACGUCGACUGCCUGCGCGGCGACAACGACCACCACCGCGCCGAGAGCGCCUUCAAGGCCCUCGCCGUCGCCAUCAGGCACGCCACCGCCCGCGUCGCCGGCCGGGAGGGCGAGGUGCCGAGCACGAAGGGGACAUUGUCGGCUUGA